UGCCGUGGCCACGCCAUGAGCUCAGCGCUGGCCCUGCGCCCGGCCCGGGGCUAUGAAAGGGCCGGAGCCGCCCUGGAGCCCUCAGUACCGCGCUGCUGCCGCCGAGCCGGGCCUGGCCCAGCAGAACCUAACAGAACCCAAACGGGCCGAACGGGGCCGAGGAUCAUGACCCCGGGGCUGCCGCUGCUGCUGCUGGCGCUGGCACUUCGGAGGGCGCAAGGGAAUGCGGGAACAUCCCCCCGGUCCUCCCCCCUGGUGCCCCCCCGGGGGCUCUCCUGUGGGGCAGAGGUGCUGGAGGCAGUGCUGGGACGGCUGCGGGCACUGGAGGGAGAAGUGCGGGCGCUGCAGGGACAGUGCGGGGACAGCCUGGGACCCCAGGCCGGCACCGGGAGCACAGCAGCGCGGAGGCUGUGUGACACCCCUGGGGCGGGGGGCUGCUGUGGAUGCCGCAUGGGGGAGGUCGGGGAUGGUCUCCCGUGUCCCGCACCCCGCUGUCCCUUCGACUGCAGUGACCAGGGACGUUGCCGGGCUGGCCGCUGCCACUGCUUUGAGGGCUUCACGGGACCAUUCUGUGCGACCCCCAUCUGCCCCCCUGGCCGUGGUGGGCCCCACUGCACCCUUGAGAUCCCCUCAGUGACACUGCGCCUGGCUGCGCGCAACCAGACGUCCUUCCGUGUGACCUGGCCGCGGCCAGCCAAGCCUGUGGAUGGCUAUGAGGUGGCAGUCAUCCCCCUGGAUGAACCAGCAGCACUGACCACCCACGAGCUGCCUAGCUCUGCUGUCACCUUUGAGGUGACAGGGCUGACACCUGGACAAGCUUUCGAGAUCUUCAUCCAGGCCCAGCGGGAGCAGCACCUUGGGGCGCCGGGCACCUUGCGUGUCCGCACCUUGCUUGCCCAGUCUCUGCCCACCCAUGGGGGGCCACGGCGGACCCCUACAUUUCUGGCAUCUCCAGUGGCCCCAGCAUCACCAUCAGCCCGAGGGUCUCCAGCAUCCCCACGGUCCCCAGUGUCACCGGCAUCCCCAGGGUCACUGGGGACCUUGCGGUCACCAGCAUCCCUGAGGUCUCCAGUGUCACCAGAGUCCUCAGCAGCACCAACUUCCCUGGAAUCCCCGUGGUCUCCAGAGUCCCCAGUGUCCCCAAGAUCACCUACAUCUCCAUGGUCCCCAGCAUCCCCACAGUCCCCACUAUCCCCGGCAUCCCCCGUGUCCCCAGUGCUCCCAAAUGUCCCAUCUCUGCAUGAGCUGGGGGUCAAACUUUCUUCCUACAAUGGAUCCUUGCUGCAGCGCCUAGAAAGCCACCUCCGGGCCACGGAUUUCCCACUCCGAGGCAACCAGACAGUGCCUGCAGUGGCCCGUGCCAUCCUCUCCUACCUGCUUCGCCGCAGCCCAGCCUUGCUGCGUCAUCAAUUCCUCCGCCACCUCCAGCAGAACCCCCACCCCAAACCCCAGGUGUUGCCAGGAGCUGCUGGUGAGGCCCUGGUGGAUUUGGAUGGGCUGCGGGGUCAUGCGGAGACCGUAGUGAUCCGCUACCGGCUGCUGGAGGAGCCGGAGGGGAAUGAGGGGGAUGAGGGGGAGUUGAGGGUGCCAGGGGACACCACAGUGGCCCGGGUGCCAGGGCUGGUGCCAGGGGCCACAUACCGGGUGGAGGUGCACGGUGUGGUGCGAGGACGUGUCUCCAAGUCCUACACUUCCCUGGUGACUGCAGGGCUGGGUGACACCAGUGAGCCUCCACCAGAAUGGGAGAACCUGUAUGAGAUGGAGGGGACUGAGCCCCAGGGGGCCAUGGCCAAAGCAGCACCAUCAGAGGAGGAACCACCACAGCGGCCCCAGCUAGGCAUGCUCACAGUCUCCCAUGUGACUCCUAGCUCCAUCCAGCUGGAAUGGAGUGUCCUUGAGGGCUCCUUUGACUCCUUCACGGUGCAGUACAGGGAUGCACAAGGCCAGCCACAGGCGAUUGCUGUGGACGGUGGCUCACGCACAGUGACCGUGCAAGGGCUGUCGCCGUCCCGCCGCUACAAGUUCAACCUGUACGGGGUGUGGGGGCGGAAGCGCAUUGGUUUCAUCUCCACUGAUGCUGUCACAGCAAAACCAAAGGAAGAAUCACCAUCCCCACCACGCCUGGGUGAGCUGACAGCAUCCCACGUCAGCCCCGACUCCGUGCAGCUGGAAUGGAGCGUCCCCACGGGCUCCUUUGACUCCUUCACGGUGCAGUACAAGGAUGCACAAGGCCAGCCGCAGGUGGUGCCCGUGGACGGUGGGUCGCGCUCCGUGACCGUGCCCGGGCUGUCGCCAUCCCGCCGCUACAAGUUCAACCUGUACGGGGUGUGGGGGCGGAAACGGCUGGGCCCCGUCUCCACUGAUGCCAUCACAGCUGCAGAAGAGGUGGAGGAGCAAGCGCCAUCCCAGCCACGCCUCGGAGAGCUGACAGCAUCCCAUGUCAGCCCCAACUCGGUGCAACUGGAAUGGAGCGUCCCCGAGGGCACCUUUGACUCCUUCACAGUGCAGUACAUAGACGUGCAAGGCCAGGCGCAGGAGCUGCACUUGGAGAGUGGGUCCCGCACGGUGACCGUGUCUGGUCUGCUGCCGUCCCACCCCUACAAGUUCAACCUGUAUGGGCUGUGGGGGCAGACACGUCUGGGCCCCAUCUCCACUGACACCGUCACCGCUGCCGCGCCAGUAGAGGAGGAACCACCUUCCCCACCACGCCUGGGUGAGCUGACGGCAUCCCACGUCAGCCCCGACUCCGUGCAGCUGGAAUGGAGCGUCCCCGCGGGCUCCUUUGACUCCUUCACGGUGCAGUACAAGGAUGCACAAGGCCAGCCGCAGGUGGUGCCCGUGGACGGUGGGUCGCGCUCCGUGACCGUGCCCGGGCUGUCGCCGUCCCGCCGCUACAAGUUCAACCUGUACGGGGUGUGGGGGCGGAAACGGCUGGGCCCCAUCUCCACUGAUGCCGUCACAGCUCCAGUAGAGAAGGAACCACCUUCCCCACCACGCCUGGGUGAGCUGACGGCAUCCCACGUCAGCCCCGACUCGGUGCAGCUGGAAUGGAGUGUCCCCGCGGGCUCCUUUGACUCCUUCACGGUGCAGUACAAGGAUGCACAAGGCCAGCCGCAGGUGGUGCCCGUGGACGGUGGGUCGCGCUCCGUGACCGUGCCCGGGCUGUCGCCGUCGCCGCUACAGUUCAACCUGUACGGGGUGUGGGGGCAACGGCUGGGCCCCGUCUCCACUGAUGCCGUCACAGCUGCCACGCCAGUAGAGGAGGAACCACCUUCCCCGCCACGCCUGGGUGAGCUGACAGCAUCCCACGUCAGCCCCGACUCCGUGCAGCUGGAAUGGAGCGUCCCCGCGGGCUCCUUUGACUCCUUCACGGUGCAGUACAAGGAUGCACAAGGCCAGCCGCAGGUGGUGCCCGUGGACGGUGGGUCGCGCUCUGUGACCGUGCCCGGGCUGUCGCCGUCCCGCCGCUACAAGUUCAACCUGUACGGGGUGUGGGGGCGGAAACGGCUGGGCCCCGUCUCCACUGAUGCUGUCACAGCUCCAGUAGAGAAGGAACCACCUUCCCCGCCACUCCUGGGUGAGCUGACAGCAUCCCACGUCAGCCCCGACUCCGUGCAGCUGGAAUGGAGCGUCCCCGCGGGCUCCUUUGACUCCUUCACGGUGCAGUACAAGGAUGCACAAGGCCAGCCGCAGGUGGUGCCCGUGGACGGUGGGUUGCGCUCCGUGACCGUGCCCGGGCUGUCGCCGUCCCGCCGCUACAAGUUCAACCUGUACGGGGUGUGGGGGCGGAAACGGCUGGGCCCCGUCUCCACUGAUGCCAUCACAGCUGCAGAAGAGGUGGAGGAGCAAGCGCCAUCCCAGCCACGCCUCGGAGAGCUGACAGCAUCCCAUGUCAGCCCCAACUCGGUGCAACUGGAAUGGAGCGUCCCCGAGGGCACCUUUGACUCCUUCACAGUGCAGUACAUAGACGUGCAAGGCCAGGCGCAGGAGCUGCACUUGGAGAGUGGGUCCCGCACGGUGACCGUGUCUGGUCUGCUGCCGUCCCACCCCUACAAGUUCAACCUGUAUGGGCUGUGGGGGCAGACACGUCUGGGCCCCAUCUCCACUGACACCGUCACCGGUGAGGCUCCAGUAGAGGAGGAACCACCUUCCCCACCACGCCUGGGUGAGCUGACAGCAUCCCACGUCAGCCCCGACUCCGUGCAGCUGGAAUGGAGCGUCCCCGCGGGCUCCUUUGACUCCUUCACGGUGCAGUACAAGGAUGCACAAGGCCAGCCGCAGGUGGUGCCUGUGGACGGUGGGUCGCGCUCCAUGACCGUGCCCGGGCUGUCGCCAUCCCGCCGCUACAAGUUCAACCUGUACGGGGUGUGGGGGCGGAAACGGCUGGGCCCCGUCUCCACUGAUGCCAUCACAGCUGCCGCGCCAGUGGAGGAGGAACCACCUUCCCCGCCACGCCUGGGUGAGCUGACGGCAUCCCACGUCAGCCCCGACUCCGUGCAGCUGGAAUGGAGCGUCCCCGCGGGCUCCUUUGACUCCUUCACGGUGCAGUACAAGGAUGCACAAGGCCAGCCGCAGGUGGUGCCCGUGGACGGUGGGUCGCGCUCCGUGACCGUGCCCGGGCUGUCGCCGUCCCGCCGCUACAAGUUCAACCUGUACGGGGUGUGGGGGCGGAAACGGCUGGGCCCCGUCUCCACUGAUGCCGUCACAGGUGAGGAUGCUGUGUGCUCCAUCCAUGUCCUGAGGCUGACAGUAUCCCACGUCAGCCCCGACUCCGUGCAGCUGGAAUGGAGCGUCCCCGCGGGCUCCUUUGACUCCUUCACGGUGCAGUACAAGGAUGCACAAGGCCAGCCGCAGGUGGUGCCCGUGGACGGUGGGUCGCGCUCCGUGACCGUGCCCGGGCUGUCGCCGUCCCGCCGCUACAAGUUCAACCUGUACGGGGUGUGGGGGCGGAAACGGCUGGGCCCCAUCUCCACUGAUGCUGUCACAGCUCCAGUAGAGGAGGAACCACCUUCCCCACCACGCCUGGGUGAGGUGACGGCAUCCCACGUCAGCCCCGACUCCGUGCAGCUGGAAUGGAGCGUCCCCACGGGCUCCUUUGACUCCUUCACGGUGCAGUACAAGGAUGCACAAGGCCAGCCGCAGGUGGUGCCCGUGGACGGUGGGUCGCGCUCCGUGACCGUGCCCGGGCUGUCGCCAUCCCGCCGCUACAAGUUCAACCUGUACGGGGUGUGGGGGCGGAAACGGCUGGGCCCCGUCUCCACUGAUGCUGUCACAGCUGCAGAAGAGGUGGAGGAGCAAGCGCCAUCCCAGCCACGCCUCGGAGAGCUGACAGCAUCCCAUGUCAGCCCCAACUCGGUGCAACUGGAAUGGAGCGUCCCCGAGGGCACCUUUGACUCCUUCACAGUGCAGUACAUAGACGUGCAAGGCCAGGCGCAGGAGCUGCACUUGGAGAGUGGGUCCCGCACGGUGACCGUGUCUGGUCUGCUGCCGUCCCACCCCUACAAGUUCAACCUGUAUGGGCUGUGGGGGCAGACACGUCUGGGCCCCAUCUCCACUGACACCGUCACCGCUGCCGCGCCAGUGGAGGAGGAACCACCUUCCCCGCCACGCCUGGGUGAGCUGACGGCAUCCCACGUCAGCCCCGACUCCGUGCAGCUGGAAUGGAGCGUCCCCGCGGGCUCCUUUGACUCCUUCACGGUGCAGUACAAGGAUGCACAAGGCCAGCCGCAGGUGGUGCCCGUGGACGGUGGGUCGCGCUCCGUGACCGUGCCCGGGCUGUCACCGUCCCGCCGCUACAAGUUCAACCUGUACGGGGUGUGGGGGCGGAAACGGCUGGGCCCCGUCUCCACUGAUGCCGUCACAGGUGCCCCAGGAACGCUAUGGGUGGGGACGCUGUGGCCCCGCAGUGCUCAGCUGCAUUGGGCACCUCCCCAUGUCCCUCCUGAUGGCUACAACCUCAGCUACGGACCCCUCGGAGGCCCCAUGAAGGUAACCGCAGCUGCCCCUGAGGCAACAUCCAAGGAGCUGUGGGGCCUGGAGCCCACUGGACACUAUAGGGUGCAGCUCCAGGGCCGGGGGCUGGAGCCCCUCGAGACCACCUUCAACACCCCACCCCUUCCCCACCCACACCCCCGGGACUGCGCUGAGGAGCAGCUCAAUGGACCAGGGCCUUCACGAGAAGCCCUCAUCUUCCUCGGGGGCGACCAGCGACGGCCACUGCGCGUCUUCUGCGACAUGGAGAGCGAUGGGGGAGGCUGGCUGGUGUUCCAGCGCCGCAUGGAUGGGGGCACCAACUUCUGGAGGGGGUGGGAGGAGUACGUCCACGGCUUCGGGAACAUCUCCGGGGAGUUCUGGCUGGGGAAUGCGGCGCUGCACACACUGACAGCUUCUGGGCCCACGGAGCUGCGCGUGGAUCUCCGGACGCCGUCAGACAGUGCCUUCGCCCGCUAUCGGGAUUUCGCCGUCGGUGGUCCUGAGGACAGUUUUCGCCUCCAUCUCGGGGCCUACAGUGGCACAGCUGGGGAUGCGCUGUCCUACCAUGCUGGGAGCCCCUUCUCCACACGGGACCACGACCCUCGGGGCCGCCCUCGGCCCUGCGCCGUCGCCUACACCGGAGCCUGGUGGUACCGCAACUGCCACUACGCCAACCUCAACGGGCGCUAUGGGGUGCCCUAUGACCACCAGGGCAUCAACUGGUACCCCUGGAAGGGCUUCGAGUACUCCAUCCCCUUCACAGAGAUGAAGCUGCGGCCGCAGCGUGACUGAGAGCACUAGAAAGGUUGUGGGGCGCAGUGAAGCCUUUAUGGGGUCAAUAAAGCUGCGAGUAACCA
Messenger RNA from Meleagris gallopavo (turkey), 6830 nucleotides. The record is from RefSeq and is a predicted model, not a curated record. NCBI's taxonomy places the organism in Eukaryota, Metazoa, Chordata, Aves, Galliformes, Phasianidae.